Molecule: messenger RNA, 621 nt
Organism: Psylliodes chrysocephalus
Lineage: Eukaryota; Metazoa; Arthropoda; Insecta; Coleoptera; Chrysomelidae
Source: the annotation of a GenBank genome assembly
CUUGAGAUUAAGAGGAUCUUGUGCUCUAAAUUUAAAUCUUGUAAACAAGAGGAGAAGGCUAGCUGAAGUGGCAAAGUAUUUGACCCAGACCAAUUAAUAUCUGUAAUAUGUUAUCCAUAUAUAAACCUUCCACUAAAAUGCAUUAGGAUGGUAGUUUUGUUAAGAAAUAAUCAUGAAAUACGUCUAUGUUAUUUUCUUCUGCUUUUUGGCAGUGACAUUCGCCGAACACACAAGCGAGAAGAUCAGGAAAAGCCACAAAGCUUGCCAAAACGACCCCAACACUAAAAUUAAAGACGAUACCCUUAAAAAGUAUAGACGAGAUGAAACAGUGGACGACCCCAAUUUUCCCAAAUACAGCCUCUGUAUGAACAUCGGAACUGGAAUCCAAAAUAAAAAUGGGGAUAUAGACAAGGACAAACUUAAAAAAAAUAUCGAAGGAGACUUUUCUGAUGCUAGUAAGGUCAGCGAAAUAUUAUCUGAUUGUGGAACAAGAAAAGUUGGCAUCACUGCUGAGGAAGCUGCUCUAGCCUUGAUAAACUGUCUUAAUCAUCAUUAUCGUCUUGCAAUGCAACAAGAUAGUUUAUUGUAAUAAGCUAUAAAUAAACACUAUUUUUAAAGACA